GAGACUUAAGAGUUAAGAGCGAAGUCUUAAGACCACCUGCGUAGUACAAGUUUUGCGAUAAACUGUUGUGUGUACACUUUACCCUAAAGCAACUGUAUAAUGAAGUUAAUAUCACAAUAAUCCGUAAAUCUUGUUAGAAUGGGACGGUUUUAGUUUGUAGAAUCUGAUAGGGGUGAUACCAUUAAAGUGGUAGGUAUCGUCUCGAAUUCCGGAGCAGUAAACGUUACCAGAGAACGAGAAUCGUAACACUCAACCCCCUCCCCCACUUUGAAAAGAACGUUAAAUUUUACCGUUUCUGUUUCGUUCCAAAAACUUUUUUGAAAGUUCAACAUUUAUGAAAUGUCAUUUAUGUCACCACAUGUAUAAAAAAUAAAAAUGUUAAGCAUUAAAACUGCUUUAGAAGACAAUAAAACGCACGUUGGAGCUGUUGCUGGUGCAAUAUCAAUUGUAAGAUAUUUCAACGUUUUAUCAACAUCUUAUUAUGUGUACGACGCAAGUUUUUGUUUGAAAAUACCGAAAAGCAUAUUCGUAAUCAAUUUAUCGACUGUAAUUUUAAACGGAAUUUACGCCUCUUUAAUUCUUGAUGUUUUAUUGGCAACAGUAAAUGUUAUUUACGCCGCGAUAGAUUCAGCUUGUAUCCUUACUUAUUGGUAUUAUUAUUACUCCCCUGCAAAUCUACGGCUAAAUCGAAGAAUUGAAUGUUUUCUUGAAAACGUUUUGAUUUCAUUCAUCGAAGCUUUGGUGGUCGUUUUAAUUUUUUACGGAUUAUGUGAAAUGGUUAAAUUAGAACGAGAAGAAAAACGUUUCCGUUGCGGUUUGGGUUUAAACAUUUUCAAUAUGAUCACUUUAAUAAAACCGGCUCGUAAAUUGGAAUAUGAUAUUAAACAACACUUUAUUUUAAGAAUUGACCCGGAAAACGUGUUACAAGUAACAUUAAUUUACGUUUUAUGGUUAAUUUACGCGAUUGCAAUCGAAGACGAAUGGAUGUUUUUGUUAAAUUUACAAUUUUUAACGAUAUGCCUAACUCAAAUGAUCGCCGAAAAAUACGUCUCGAUAGAUUUGAUUCGAGUUUUAUCAUCGUAUUCUGUGGACGAUGAUGAUUAGAAAAUCUUUUAUCUUAAAAUGUAAAAAAAAAGGUCGACAACCUUAAAACUUUAAACGCAACGUUGUUCCGUCUAUUUCGCAACGGCACCACCACGGCGAAACUUUUGAUGAUGGGAAGAAUUGAUUGUACUGAUAAAGUAAUUGCCCCCGUUGUAUUUGUACUAGAGAGACGUAUGUAUUGUAUAACGUAACCGCAGGAUGUAU
Onthophagus taurus is the source of this 1308-nucleotide messenger RNA. NCBI's taxonomy places the organism in Eukaryota, Metazoa, Arthropoda, Insecta, Coleoptera, Scarabaeidae. The record is from RefSeq and is a predicted model, not a curated record.